Carcharodon carcharias (great white shark) is the source of this 2295-nucleotide messenger RNA. RefSeq names its product F-box protein 31 (gene fbxo31). Gene Ontology annotation, molecular function: protein binding. The coding region runs from base 30 to 1619 and encodes 529 amino acids. Lineage: Eukaryota; Metazoa; Chordata; Chondrichthyes; Lamniformes; Lamnidae. The record is from RefSeq and is a predicted model, not a curated record. The transcript has 10 exons.
GCGCGCUCCCGCCCCCAGCUCGGCCAGCCAUGGAGCAGAGGGCGGCGGCGGGCCCGGGCUUGGGCGCCUCCACCUUGGCCUGUGCUGAAGGUCGGGCCUCGGCCUCUGGCCCAGGGCGGCCCCGAUAUCUCCUGGACCUUCCCCCCGAGCUGCUGGUUGAAAUCUUCUGCUACCUCCCCGGGGUGAACCUGCCCAGUCUGGCCGCCGCUUGCAAGAAAUUCCACCAAAUCCUCAACACCGACACCAUCUGGAAGAGGCGCUGCCGCGUAGAAUAUGGAGUUUCGGAAAACCUGCGGCGUUUGGAGAUGGUGGGGGUCACAUGUCGUGAUUUGUACAUCAAACGUAUUAAUCCUCGAGUCAAAUCAGGAAGGUUUGUCAAGUUGCUUCCCGACUAUGAGAACAUGGAGCACCGGGAUGUGUACACGCGCUUGCUGCACCCUUACCGUAACAUUCUGGGCCUGUGGCAGCCAGACAUUGGACCCUACGGAGGACUGCUUAAUGUGGUUGUAGACGGAUUGUUUAUUAUUGGUUGGAUGUACCUGCCCCCUCACGAUCCCAGAGUCAACGAUGCCAUGCGCUGUAAACCUUUGUUCCGGAUUCACCUGUGGGAAAAGAAUAAAGCGGAAGUGGAAUGCAUGUAUGGUCACAAGGGGUCUCACAAGGGUGAUAUACAGAUUGUGAAGAAGGACGAGUUUUCAACCAAAUGCAAUCAGACUGAUUUCCACCGGAUGGCAGGAGGGAGGCAGGAGGAGUUCCGGACAUGGCUGGCAGAAGAAUGGGGUCGAACGCUGGAGGAUAUUUUCCAUGAGCACAUGCAGGAGCUAAUCCUUAUGAAGUUUAUCUAUACCAGUCAGUACGAUAACUGCCUGACAUAUCGUAGGAUCUACUUACCACCAUCCAGUCCAGAGGAUCUGAUACCACCUGGCCUAUUUAAAGGAACAUAUGGGAGCCACGGGCUAGAGAUAGUUAUGCUGAGCUUCCAUGGGACCCAUAUCAAAGUCACAAAAAUCACUGGAGACCCGAAUGUACCUGCGGGUCAGCUGACUUUGCACAUUGAUGUCACCCGCCCAGUUCAGCUGCCUGACAUCGAGCACCUUAGAAGCUUCGACAAACUAUCCCGAAUCGUGUUGGAGAUUCACCAACAGGUGCAAUGUGACCAACAGAACCAGGGGCACCGGCAGGAGAAUGCGCAGUGCAGUAUGGACAGCUUGCAGUCCGCAUGUAAUGGUGACCAGAGAAUGAAAGCUGCCGGAAUGAGCACGAAGCCUGAGACAGGAGAAGCAGAGGGAGCAACUGCCGAAGGGUCACCAGCACCGCCAGUGCCUGGGCAGCCCUUUGUCUUACCUGUGGGAGUGAUGGCUCGAAAUGAAGUGUACCCAAGGACGUGUAGAGCCUGUUUUUACGGCACUGGCCUGAUAGCAGGACAUGGAUUCACCAGCCCUGAAAGGACACCUGGGCUUUUCGUUCUAUUUGAUGAGCGAUGUUUCGGCUUCAUCUGGCUGGACCUGAAAUCGUUUAGCUUGUACAGCAGGAUUGAAGACUCGCUGAGAAGUGCACAGGCUCCUUUUAAAGAAGCUUUUGAAUUGAUGCUCAAGAGCAUGCAGUCAUGGACAUCCUGACUAAUGUCAGCUCUCAGGGAAUGAAGUGUUGUAUCAAUGAGCAAUCACAGCUGUGUAAAGCAGUCUCUCCCCAUGUCCACUAAAGCAUGCACUUUGGGAAGAAAGACUGGUGUUUGAAGUUGCCAGAACCACGUAUCACCUUCUCCUCACCUUUAACCCCAUCCCUUCUCACCUGAGCUACUACCCGAAGGUAAUAAUUGCUGCAAUGGUUUCGUAAUAAAGUUUCUUUCAGAGCUACCUGCGUGGACUGAAUAGAGAACGAAAUGUAGAUGGGAGUGCGGAGAAUCUCCCAGUGCUUGCUUGUGCAUUAACAACAAAGGUGGGAAUAAGGAUCGAAUGAAGCUUUGACUUUUCUGUAUGCUGAGUAACCUUUGUUGGUUCAGUGAGGGUUUCUGAGGGGCUUUGUCUUUUAAUUUUGUUACACAUUGUUGAACACACAUGCUUUUGUAUUGCUGAAAAAAAGAGACAUGAAACCUAAGCUUUUCAUCUUAUGUUCAUCAGUACAGAUUGCAAGAUUGCCAACAGUAAAGGGAACAACAAUUUAUACUGCAUGAGUGCUGAUUGGUUGGCAAGUGGACUCUGAUUAGUACAGACGUUGCCUUGGACAUUGCAGGAGGGAACAGUUAAUUGCCAAGUUUGACUUUGAUUGACCUGUCUGGUUUGAAUUUGAACAAAA